Dalotia coriaria is the source of this 2534-nucleotide messenger RNA. RefSeq names its product Actin-related protein 6 (gene Arp6). Gene Ontology annotation, molecular function: nucleosome binding. The coding region runs from base 312 to 2483 and encodes 723 amino acids. Gene Ontology annotation, cellular component: Swr1 complex. The transcript has 4 exons. The record is from RefSeq and is a predicted model, not a curated record. NCBI's taxonomy places the organism in Eukaryota, Metazoa, Arthropoda, Insecta, Coleoptera, Staphylinidae.
CUAAACAUUUUAAUAACAAUUAGUCAUGGAAAACAAGUUUUUAUUACCAAAACAAAGGAGUAUUGUUUGGUAUGAAGUGUAAACAAUGUUUUUGUUUACAUUGCAAAGAGUCAGAUUCGUCAAAACAUAAAAAACUUGUUUUAUUUUAGUCUUGUUUUAGUACUCGUAGCGACAUCUUAACAAAAACAAUUCAACUAAGUGACAACCGCUAUCAAAACAUUGCUUAAAGGUUAAAUCCAAUAGAAAAACAUUACCAAUAACUCGAUUAUUUUAAUAUUGCCGGAAGAGUAAUUUUAAAAAGUGUUUUCCAAAUGGAAGCUGCAAAGCGUUCGCGGAUAGACGCCAAGUGUUACAAUGAGCAACGAAACUAUCGCAAGCGUUCUAAAGUUGCAGGCGCGGGUCUCUCAGGGAAAGAUUCACCUGUUAAAGCUUUGAUAUUAGACAAUGGAGGAUACUCUAUCAAAGUUGGAUAUAGCACAGACAAGAAACCACUAAAUUUACCAAACUGUAUUAUGAAAGCAAAAUCAGAAAGGAAGAGAGUGUUUGUAUCAGACCAAAUUGAAGACUGCAGAGACCUCUCAGGCUUGUAUUACAUGUAUCCUCAUGAAAAAGGAUACAUUACAAAGUUUGAUAUCCAGAAAAAUGUUUGGGAUUACACCUUCAACAAGUAUCCUAUUUAUGAUAACACUGUGAUGCUCACACAGCCAAUUUAUAACUUUAAAACUAUUCAGGAAUACACUGAUGAAAUUUUCUUUGAGGAAUAUGAUAUCAAAUCAAUAUUCAAGGCAAAUGCAACAGAUUUAUGUUAUUACAAAUAUAACAAACAAUUUAAAGCUGUUGAUAACUCUUCUUGUCUUGUGGUUGAUUCUGGCUUCAGUUUUACUCAUAUUGUUCCUUAUAUUAAUGGAAAAAAAUAUGCAGAUGGUAUAAUCCGGAUAAAUCUCGGUGGAAAACUGCUCACAAACUAUUUGAAAGAUGUUCUUUCCUAUAGACAACUUCAUGUGAUGGAUGAAACUUAUGUUAUUAAUCAAGUCAAGGAAGAUUUGUGUUUCAUGGCGAAUAAUUUCAAGGCUGACAUGCACAGAGCAAAGACCACACACGAAAUUGUUAAGAAUUAUGUCCUGCCUGAUUUUCACAACAUUCGACGCGGAUAUAUCCAAGAGAAUCCAACAGAUGAACUAGCAGAAAACUGUCAAAUCUUAAGACUUAAUAAUGAACGUAUUACAAUACCAGAAGUAAUGUUAAGACCGUCGAUUAUCCCUGGAUAUGACUUUGCUGGGAUGGCGGAAUGCAUUGGACACUCAAUAAAAAGAUGUCCUAAAGAGUAUCAAGCAGAAAUAGCGCAGAAUGUUAUCCUUGUUGGUGGAAACACUUUAUUUCCUGGAUUUAGGGAUCGGCUUGAAAUUGACGCGAGAAUAUUUUUACCAUGUGACUAUGAUCUUAAGAUAUAUCAACCGGACGAUCCGUUAAAUUAUGCAUGGCUUGGUGGGAGAUUAAUGUCCAAGGAUCCUGCGUUUAGAAAGCGUUGUGUAAGCAAACAAAAGUACGAAGAAGAAGGCUCGAAUUAUCUUUAUGAUAAGUUUAAUGCGUAUAGUCGGGUGGAGAAAGAUCCACCAAAGGAUAAUUCUGACAAUAAAGAAGAGUUUAGUUAUCUCAACUAUUGGAAAAACGAAGGAGUGGAUAUUUUCCAGAAGGAACCACUAGCUCCAGUGAAAGAUCCAGAGAUACAGUUUAAACUUGAAGGAGAAAAUAUAGAAGAAUACGAUGGCAAGUUUGUUUCACUUGAUUUCGAAAUAGAAAACCCUGCAGAAGAGAAAACUGAAGAAAUUAUAACUUCAACAACAGCAGCUGAAGAUGCUGCUAGGUUGUUAAGGAGAAAACGAUCGAUAAUCGCCAAUUCACAGAGUCUUCUACGACCUACUACAGUUUUACCAACAACCAGUAAACUAAUUCCAAUUGCCACGUCGAUUGGAUCACUUACUCCGACAUUAACAACGUUAACAACGACAGCAACAAGUCGAACGAUUACAACUCUAUCAUCCAACAAGCAACUAAUUCUUGGGAGUUUAACGAAAAGUGGACAACUUGUAUCGAUAAACUCCAAUAUGCUUAAAACAGCUCGUGUGAACGCACCCAAUAUCCUCAACAAUAAUAUUGUUUUACCAAGAUUGACAAGGAUUCAACCGCGUGUUAUUCGUCCAGUUUUUAAAACUGUGCAAUCCGGUACAAUUGUAACUUCACAGCAGGGCAAAAUUACACAGUACAUUUCUUUGGGUAAUUCAGUGAAUCUAAGCAGUUUAGCCGUGCAGUCGACUGCUAGCAGCUCGAAAACUGUCUUAGCGCCCAGCAUUUUGAAUAAUGCAGUGAUCGUUCCGCAAAACAUGCUCGCAAGCAAAAAUUUAACUUUUCAGAUUAUUCCGAUCAAGCCCGGCCAGGGAAAUAUUAUAUUAACGCAGGCCAAGACCUCGCAAGAGCAAAAGUAAUUGUAAGCGUUUGUUAGACAUGGAAAUAAAAUAUUUAUUUUUUACUUCUGA